This is a messenger RNA of Salarias fasciatus (jewelled blenny), 1776 nucleotides long. RefSeq names its product calcium channel, voltage-dependent, beta 2b (gene cacnb2b). Lineage: Eukaryota; Metazoa; Chordata; Actinopteri; Blenniiformes; Blenniidae. The transcript has 14 exons. The coding region runs from base 1 to 1776 and encodes 591 amino acids. Gene Ontology annotation, biological process: calcium ion transmembrane transport. Gene Ontology annotation, molecular function: voltage-gated calcium channel activity; protein binding. Gene Ontology annotation, cellular component: voltage-gated calcium channel complex. The record is from RefSeq and is a predicted model, not a curated record.
AUGUAUUGCUGUGGGCUGGGACACUGGCGGAGAGUGCAGUCCACCCAUGGAGAGCGUCAGGACUCGGACAUCGUUGAGGAAAGAAACGCCCAGGUCCAGCUGGAGAAGGCCAAGUACAAGCCUGUGGCGUUUGCUGUACGCUGCAACUUCUCUUACACACCAGCAGAUGACGACAACGUUCCCGUCCCAGGCCAGGCCGUCACCUUCGAAGCCAGAGACUUCAUACAUGUCAAAGAGAAGUUUAACAAUGACUGGUGGAUUGGCCGGCCGGUGAAGGAGGAUGGCGUGGUGGGCUUCGUCCCGAGUCCAGUCAACCUGGAAACCAUUCUCAUCAGGAGAGAAGUCCAAGCCAGGAAAGCUGCCAAGGCCUUAGCCAACAAAGCAGCGGCUCAAGCAGCUCAAGAUAUGAACUCAAAGAAGUACACUCCUCCAUCACAAGCCAAUCAGCAGGUGAAGAAGAAACCGGGUGAGCAGGUGGCCAUGUAUGAUGUGGUGCCAACAAUGCGUCCUGUGGUUCUGAUGGGACCUUCACUGAAGGGCUUGGAGGUUACAGAUAUGAUGCAAAAAGCACUAUUCGACUUUUUAAAACAUCGAUUUGAAGGCAGAAUCACGAUCACCCGGGUGACAGCAGACAUCUCUCUGGCUAAACGCUCCAUUCUCAACAACCCUGGGAAAAAGGCCUUAAUGGACCGCUCCAACACUCGCUCCAAUUUAGAUACUGCUGCUCAGAUCCAGGGGGAGGUGGAGCGUAUCUUUGAACUGGCCCGCAGCCUGCAGCUGGUGGUUUUAGAUGCAGACACAGUCAACCACCCUCUACAGGUGUCCAAGACCUCCCUGGCUCCGAUCCUCGUCUAUGUCAAAAUCUCCUCGCCAAAGGUGUUGACAAGGCUGAUCAAGACGAGAGGGAAGUCUCAGACCAAACAUCUCAAUGUUCAACUGGUGGCAGCAGACAAACUUGCCCAGUGUCCUCCGGAGAUGUUUGAUGUCAUCUUAGAUGAGAACCAGCUGACAGAUGCCUGUGAGCACAUUGCUGAUUACCUGGAGUCGUACUGGAGAGCCACCCAUCCUCCAGAGAUGGAGCCUGCCAACGCUGUGGUGGCACAGCUGGCGGAAAACACCAUGCCCACCAGUCCCUCCGUCGUACCGGAUGAGCAGAAAAACUUGAAGUCAGCAGCUGUCAAGAGAAAAAGCUCCCGUGAGGACCAUCUGGACAACGAGGCUCCUUCGGCCCCAGCUCAGGAGCCUGAGGAGGGGCACGGAGAGGAGGAGGAACUCCUGAGGGUUGAAUCAAAGCGACCUCAGCACGUCCGUCACCAUCACCACCACCAUCACCGCCGUCAGGAUCACCACAACCACGCACAGCAGCACGGCCACGCCCCUGGCGACAGUGACGCACAACCAAUCAGGGUUCAGAGGGCUCCCCGGAGGCGCCCGGCCGACGUCGAGGAAGAGGAGGAGGACGGUCGCCACAACCACCGAGGCACCAACUACCACCAGCACCACCAGCACCACCAGCACCACCAGCACCACCGUGGCACGCUGCACCUGGGAGAUGACUAUGAGCAGGAGCACAACAGACGCAACCAACAGCACCGGCGUCACCAGCACACGCCGUCUCAGACCGACCGCCAUCCUGCACACCAUCAUCCGAGCUACCACCACUACCAAGGCCGAGGCAGGGAGAGGGACAGAGAGAGAGAGAGAGACAGGGACAGGCACAGGGAGAGAGACAGAGACGCUCCACAGUGGCACAGAGACUCUUAUAUCCACUCAUGA